GCAAUGAACACAAUGUAAGAAGCAUUAUGCUGAUCUGUCCUCAAAGCCUUUCUUCAACGGGCUAGUCGAGUACAUCGUCUCUGGCCCCGUUGUUGCCAUGGUUUGGGAGGGCAAGAACGUGGUCACCACCGGCCGCAAAAUCAUCGGUGCUACAAACCCUGCUGACUCUGCUCCUGGCACCAUCCGUGGUGAUUUUGCAAUCGACAUUGGCAGAAAUGUGAUUCAUGGAAGCGAUGCCGUUGAGAGUGCGAGGAAGGAGAUUGGUCUGUGGUUCCCUGAGGGUGCUGCCAAUUGGUCAAGCAGCCUUCACCCAUGGAUCUAUGAAUGAGUGUGAUAUGCUACCACCACAACCCCUUUAUUAGUUGCUUUGAGGGUGUAAUCUAUUUUCGACUGGUUUUGUUUAUGGACUGCGUCAGGCGUUUUCUGCGUGUUAAAUCGGAUGGUCUCUGUUUUGUUUUCAUGUUCGUGUCUGCUGUUGGUUUUGGUUUGAUUUUUCGCACCAUCCACCUGUGCCAAGCGCGCAAAAAGUUUUAAUCAAUCUUUGUCAUUUUCUUUGUUAA
Molecule: messenger RNA, 560 nt
Organism: Helianthus annuus (common sunflower)
Lineage: Eukaryota; Viridiplantae; Streptophyta; Magnoliopsida; Asterales; Asteraceae
Product: nucleoside diphosphate kinase-like
Exons: 2
Coding region: 98-328 (76 amino acids)
Biological process (GO): UTP biosynthetic process; GTP biosynthetic process; CTP biosynthetic process
Molecular function (GO): nucleoside diphosphate kinase activity
Source: RefSeq, a predicted model, not a curated record